Molecule: messenger RNA, 2844 nt
Organism: Symbiodinium sp. CCMP2456
Lineage: Eukaryota; Dinophyceae; Suessiales; Symbiodiniaceae
Source: the annotation of a GenBank genome assembly
AUGACCGUGAUCGUCGCGACGACCGAGAUCGCCGGGAUGACCGGGAUCGUCGCGACGACCGCCGCCGUGACGACCGUGGCCGUAGAGAAGGCCGGCGAGCAAUGCAGCAAAUGCCGGAGGACCGGCGAUCAAGACGAUAGUCAAGAAUCCUCUGAACCUGAGCAGAGGAGCAGGAAACGACCCCGACAGGGAGACAAAAAGAACAGAAAAAAGGGUGACGAGAAGUCUGCUCGGGGUAAAAGAAAAGGAAAGAGAGAAUCAGAUGACGACGAUGAAGAUGAUGAAGAGGAAGAGGAGGAACAGGAAGAGGAGGAGGAUGACAAGAAGGAGGACGAUGAGGACGAGGACGAGAAGGAGGAGGAGGAAGAAGAGGAGGACACUAAGAAGACUCCGCCCACUAAGGCGCCAGUGCCGCCUAACGGGAAGUCUGAGAAGGAGAUCGCCGAAAAGCUCAGAAGAGACAGGCGCGCCAAAAGGCAGCUGCUAAAGGCUGAAAUCAAAGCUUUAAGCUGCUUCGGCUGCAUUCAUGUCUGUCUGCAGGUGCAAAUUGCCGCCCUGGAAUCCGAGUCUGCGGAAAUUAGCAGACAAAAGGAGGUUUUGGUGCAGAAAUCUUCUGAGCUCCCUGCUCGCCUCGAGCAGGAGGAAGAAGAUCGUCAACGACGACUGACCGAACUCCAAGCAGAGUGCGAGGAACUGCAAAGCGAAGAAGCAGCCUCUCAAGCCAAGUGGAAUGACCAAGAAGAGACGCGCCGCCAGGAGGCGGAAAACAGAGAGAAGAGUAAGGAAGAGCUCAAGUCUGAGCUCGAAGAGACACGGAAAGCCAUGGCCAAGGAGCAAAAGCGUCACAAGGAGAAGAUGGCGGAGCUUCGCCGAAUCGAGGCGGACAGACAAGGAAAGUUGGACAGCGUCCAGAAAGACAUUGACGAGUUUGAUCGUCAGUUUGGCGAAGAGCAGGAGUCGUUGACCAGCCGCCGUGCUGGCCUCCGGCAAAAGAGCCAGGAGCUCCACUCCCAGGUGGAAGCUCUGCAGGAGGAGAGCAGAUCAGCCAAGGCCGUGCUGGAAGAGGAGCAGAGGAAGCAGGAGGAGGAAGUGGCCGAGCUGGAGCGCAAGAUUGAAGAAUGCGCUACACAGAGCCGCACCUUCACAGAAGACCUCGAGAAGCUUGGGGCAAGGAGAACCCUUGAGGAGCCGGAUGGCGAGGCCAUCGAGGCCCAGCUCGAGGAAAUGAGCGACGAACAGAAGGAGCAGGUGAGCCAAAAGGCAUCGUUGAAGGUCCUGAGAGCUGUCAAAGGCAUGAAGAGCUGCGAUGCUGAAACCAUCAUAGAGGCUUUGCAGUCCUUGGAGACGGCUCUUAGCGAGCACUUCCCCCUCACAGGCGAGCUCGAGGCAGAGCUCCAGGACGAGGCCGGCGCAGCCUUGGAGGCCAAGGCCAAAGAGCACGGCCUCCGCCCCCUGUCGCAGUGCUCCAAGGGAGGAGAAGGUGUGGAGGUCGAGGCGGAAGAAGAUGCUGCUAUGGAGGAGAAGCCAGAAGAAGAGGAUGAGGAUGAUAAUAAGGAUGAGAAGGACGAGAAGGAUGAGACUGAUGAGAAGGACGAGAAGGAUGAACGCGAUGAGCGGGAAGAGAAGAACGAGGAUGCCGAUGCAUCAAUGAAGACGGACAAGGAGGAGGAAGACGAGGAUGAGGAGGAGCCCGAGAAAGACUCACCGAAGCCACCACCUUCACCUCCUGAGUCACGACCUUCACCUCCUGAGGAGGAGCAGCGGCCGCCAAGCCCGGAGCCGCCGUCCCCACCCAAGGAGCGCCGGGAGAGCCGCGAGCAGAAAGCUCCGCGCGCAAAGACGGUCGACCGGCCGCUUGUUGGCUUCGUGCUAGGAGCGCAGAAAGACGAGGAUCGGAAGGAUAAGUCCGAGACCAGACAAGAGGAAAGAAGAGUCGAGGUGGUUCCCGAGCCGGUGUCUGCGCCAGCGCCGCCCCCCGAGCCUGCGUCUGCGCCGAUGCCGGCGGCGGCGCCUGCACCGAUGAUGGCGGCACCAAUGCGACCGGCAACGGUUUUCAACUGGACGCACCGCAACCAUGCCGACAAGCUUGCGGAGCAGGAUCGAAAGGCUCGAGAGGAGAAAGAGGCUGCUCUGAAAAGAGAGCGCGAAGAGGCCUUGAAAAAGGCAGAAAAUCAGAUGACUGAUCUAGAGAGGAAGCAGCAAGAGCAAGUAGCUCGCUUUCGAGUUUCGAAGGCGAUUGAGACCGUCCGAAAUACUCUGAUGGGAAAAGACCAGGCUGCUGAAGAAAUGCGGCAGGAGUUCCUGGAACAGGAAGGCAUACCCAAAAUGAUGGGUGUGCCAGUGCCUGUGCCCGGAUUGGCAGCAACUCUGGCUGAAUUAUUCGUGGCUGGCCAUCCAAAGAUGCAGGUGGGACUUGUACCUCUUGCACUCUCCGCCCAUGCUGGAUUGACAGCAGCUGGUAUCCCUGUAGGUCCACCCAAACCACUCAGCGCCAUGCCUCCGCCAAGUGGCAUGAUGAUGGGUGACAUGAAAGGAGACAUGAAAGGAGCUUUGCCGGCUCAGACGAAUCUGUGUCAAGAGGCAAAGGUGGCUGCGGAUGUGGAGGUUUCCCUGGUGGCUGCGGGCCCUGCGGAAGCAAGGGCUGCAAGGGAGGGGGGUGUUGCUUUGGCGAGCUCAGCGGCUGCGGUCCUCCGAGCGGUCCUCCUGGUGGCCCCCCUCCAAAUGGUCCAGGCGGGUAUGGUGGUGAGUCUGGAGGAUAUGGCGGUGGUGGAGGCUGCUGUGGGGGCUGUGGCCCCGGUCCAUGCGGUGGGAAAGGAGGUUGUGGCUGCAUGGGCAAGGGCGUAA